AUGCCAUUGCCGUCUGUUGUAGCGCUAGCACUUCUUCAGCAUGGCUGGAUCCAGGCGAGAAAUAUGUCUGAGAUCGUUGUCAAGGAUGAACUGGAGAGAGGAACAAUCACUGCUCCUCCUGGCCGAAUAGACCUUAGACCGGAUAGCAUGGUCUCCUCCGUUUGUGAGGCUGCAAGAGAAUAUCAAGCCGGCCAUGAUAUCCCCGCUCAAUCAUGGAGUACCUUACUACUUUUCAACGGUCUGGUGUCUGGUAUCUGGCACCUUACAGGCACCGGUUGUAUUACUCUCCUCUGUCCAGCUGGCUCGAUGAUGGAUGGCGGAGCAAACCGCGCUUCAGAAACCGUGGGUGAAGAGCACAUUCAGACUAUUCCCGCAAAUCGUGCUGAGAGACGGAGCUGGCAUCUUCUUAGCAUGUUUUAA
Messenger RNA from Paracoccidioides lutzii Pb01, 420 nucleotides. RefSeq lists its product as hypothetical. The record is from RefSeq and is a predicted model, not a curated record. The coding region runs from base 1 to 420 and encodes 139 amino acids. The transcript has 4 exons.